Molecule: messenger RNA, 4963 nt
Organism: Aedes albopictus (Asian tiger mosquito)
Lineage: Eukaryota; Metazoa; Arthropoda; Insecta; Diptera; Culicidae
Exons: 3
Coding region: 1409-4963 (1184 amino acids)
Biological process (GO): proteolysis
Molecular function (GO): metallocarboxypeptidase activity; zinc ion binding
Source: RefSeq, a predicted model, not a curated record
UGAAUAGCUUAACAAGUUAGUUGAAACAAAAAAUCAACGCAAAUGACAUGUACCUAUUCAAUAAACAAGAUUUGUUUUGAUGGUCGAGUGUCUCGUCUGUUUGAAUGUGGAUUAAUAACUGCCACCAUCAGCAUGUCACUACAAAUCCACCCACACCGGUCAUCUAUAGUUGUGCCAAGUCUUGUUUCUCGGAAAAAUCUCUUGUAAAAAAAACACUUGUCGCAUGCAGUAGCAGUGAAUUGUUCAGAUGCUGCCUUCUAGGCAGCUCUGAUGCGCUGCUGACACGAGUCUCGCGGGAUACGGACAAUUAAGUUUUGAUUAUGAUUGUGUUUUUUCUGAUGCAAAUUAGUAUUAAGUGAACGCAGUAGAAUUUAAGCCCCUUUGAAUCUGCAUGUAAAUAUAGCUUUUCGAUGAUAGUAAAAGCCUUUCUGUCUGAACCUCGGAAAAUGUUUACCGUAUGGAUGUAGUGCAACGUAGUCUAUUUUUAAAAUUUAAAACUGCGUUUAAUUAGGAAAGUUUGAUUUGGUCUGGAAAGGUUUGGUAAUGGAAAAGUGGGAAUACACCGUUUUCUACACUUAAAUUGAAUCUAGUAAAUAUUGGAACGAGCUUGUCCCCUAAGUCACAUUUUUUUUUGUAUGAGCUGUAAGCCUCCUAUAAUCAUAAACCAUCACAACCAUUACAAGCUAUUGGCGCACAUGUUUAGCAUACUCUCACUCAAUCUUGAUGCGUAUCGACUUUCACUAUCAAAAGAUUCAUCAAACCAAAACAAACUUUUACCCAUCUGAGCUGGGCGCUGGCAUUACUUACCGUAACUAUUCUAAAACAAACUGUUACUCUCACCCUGGUUGAACUAAUGGCCAACAUUAAGCUUGGUAUCAUCAUUUAGGAAUACUCCACGCAGAGAAAUGGGAACUUACGCCGUUUGACAACAAUGCGGCUCGGCGGUUCAUAUCAUCAUUGUCUCCAAUUGGUCGGUUCUAUCAUCGGAUAUUAUGAUCACCUGCCUACCCCACGGCAGCCCAAGAACUAGAGCGCAUCCAAGUUCACCUAUGCGCUGAACUGCUUAUCUUGUUGUACGGCACAGCCUACUGGGUAUCAUGAACGAGAUGAUCCCAGAAAGUUUGUCAACCGUUUCGACGACGCGUCGCGUCGUCUCAUAGCAAUCGCGGAAAAAUCGCGUGCAUCCAGAGAGCCUACUUUGAUCGUUUAGAAAUGGCAAGUGCACGGCGGUUGGGUUCCGGUUCAUCGAUUCCGACCGACUUGUUGAGAUUUAGAUGGCGCUUCGGUUCCGCUGGGUGAGCGUUGGAUCACUGGUGGAACCGCAAGGUUUGGUUAGUCUUUCGGUGAAGUUCAAGGCGAACGGUUCGGUUUUCUCGGUUCGGAAGUUGGUGAUUCAUAAAAAGGAAGAAUGUUUGGAUCGAUUUGUGUUGUACUUUUGGGACUUGGUGCAUGUUUGGGACUUAAUGCAGUGUAUGUGAACAAUCAUAAGAUAGACAAGUACGACGUGGACAAGAUUAAGUUGCUGAGUCCGACUCCGUCCAGUGAUCAUGUAACGAAGAUCAACCUGAUUACGAAGGAUAACUUCACGAAUCCUUUGCAUUACUACCAGUACUUGGUGGGCAAUGAUCCCGGAGGUCACGUGGAGUUAUUGUGGGGAAACAACAAAACGUAUUUGCCGACGAUCUUUCGAAGUACGACAACCACGGAGCCAUCAAUCAACAAUACGAUAAACUAUGCUGAUGAUUUGUCAUCGAUGGAGAACACAUUGAACAAUACCACCCCCGUCUACAAGGGAGAUUAUCACGAGGAACCCAUUCAGAUACCACCGACGACUACGGCGCGGCCGAUGCGGCGAUUGAAGAAACCUACCAAGAAACCUCCGCCCAUCAAGAACCAAACUCAGAUAUCGGAGAAAACGCUAGAGUUGCUGCGGAAGUACUUCACCAUCAAUUGUACGCUAACGCCACUGCAGGAGCCCUCGACAACUCCGAUGCCGAAGAUCGCCGCCAGUACGAAGAAACCCAAAGCAAAGAUCAAGAGACGAAAAAAUACGAAGACUACAGCGGCGUCGACUUUGUCGUCGACCACCGCCACCACUACAACGCGUCCUUCGACAAAGAAGAGCACCAAACACAAGAAACCUUACGAGCAGGUUGUCUACGUAGAUCCUCCGGUGAUUUCCUCCAUCAGCGGAGUGCUGGAGAGUAUGUACAACUACAUGGAGGAUGCCUUCGUCAGCACGGAGUAUAUUUCGAUUGAGGAUGAAGGAAUUGAAGGACACAAUAAACAACUUACCUUGCAAAAAAAGACAACGAAAAACGGCAAGAAGAUCAAGCGGAACUCGGUCGGGGAAGGCAGCCCAGAAAUGACCACAGCUGCAGUCGGGUUCACGUCAAAGCAGUACCAAGAGGAAACACCGAAGCGCGUAACGCUGGCGGAGGUUCCUCUGACAAGUCCAGUACAGGCCAACAAGAACAAGCUGACGACGAACAUUCACGUGACCAGUGAGUACACUCCGGCAACUCCGGCUACGGUGCCGUUUCUACCACAAGCGCUGAUUGACGAUAAAGAUGGGAGCAGCGAGGAAGAAUCAGAAGAGGGCGAUUACUACGAAGGAUUUUCCAACACGAGUUAUGAAGAGGACGAAGAAGAUGAUGAGGACGAUGAAGGUAGCCAGGAGGAUGAAGAAAACAGUGACGAAUAUGAUGAAAGUGUCGAAGCGGCUGGGAAUCAAGCAGGGGGAGUGGUGAAUGAUAAGGACUAUGACUACGAUGAUGAUAGUGCGGGUAGUUCUGAUAAAAUAAAAGUGAAAAUUACAAAGCAACCGGAAGGCGGUGAAGACUACAGUGAUGAAGAUUCAGAAGAAUACGAUAGUGGGGAAGAUAGUGGUGGUGGUCCAGGAAGUUUCUUCAGUGGCUUAUUUUCAUCUAUCGGUAGAUUCGUGCGAUCGCUAGGUUUUGGUCCUCGAACAACGGUGAUGUACGACGAUUACGAUGAAACCCGUAGCACAACUCCAAGGAUCGUAGAUCUUAAGAAACGCCCAACGCGCAGCACUUCAAAUGAAGAUACGCAGACACAAAUCGAGCGAGUUCACGAUGCAACGGAGAAACAACAUCCUUGGUAUCACUAUCCGGCGUACUUGUACAACGAAAUUGAGGAACCUGAGGUUCAACUGCCAGUGGUAGAUCACAAUUCUGUGACGGAGCCUUAUACAGACCCAGAUUGGUUCAACUUCAUGACGCCUUGGGAUUUCUUCAACCCGUGGAUACCGUGGGAUAAUCCUUCCACAACUGGAAGCUCACCCGAACCCAUUGAAAUAACCUCGGCGCCAACGGUCUCAACAACUACCGAAUCCAGCGCUGGAUGGCUCCCGAAUCUAUUCGGAGGAGAACCACCCACACAUACAGAACCAGUUCAACAAACAACUCGGAAACCGUUGAUCCCGUUCCUUCCGGCGUCAGACCCUUUGCAAAAACCGGAAAACUGGCUAGGAGUCAUCGCUCAGCACGUUUUCACCACGACCAGGAAACCUAAGACCACGACUCAAGUUCCGUCGACAACUCACCUGACGAAGCCGACAAAGGUACACUACAGCGGUUACGAGCUGUGGCGUGUCUUCCCAAGAACCGCGGAGCACAUCCGUUCGCUCGAAGACUACCGGCUAUCUCCGGAAGGGGUGAAACUUCAGUGGUGGAAGGGACCGUCGCUUCGGGGUGCGAACGACAUCCUAGUUCCUCCCCAUAUGGUGGAAACGCUGGGCGAAUACCUUCAGGAUGAAGUCAUAUCAAAGGAAGUUGUGAUCCGAAACCUGGGCCAGGCCAUACUGUACGAGAACCCGAAGAUGACUCGACGGGAGCAGAUCGAGAUUGAAGUUCUGCACGGACACCCGUUGACGUGGUAUCGGUACCAUCGUUACGCGGAUCUGACGAAGUUCAUGAACUACCUGGGACGGCGCUUUCCGAAGAACGUGGAGCUGAUACACAUUGGGCGGAGCUUUGAGGGACGGCCGUUAACGGUUGUGAAGGUUAAAUUCGAUGGGAAGCGUUCGCUAGGGGGUAAAAUGAGUAGUAAUUCAAAAUACAUUAAGGGUGAUAAGGUGAGACAGAAGAAGAAGAAGGUGGUUAAGCGAAAAGGUCAACGACCUGCUGUGUUCAUUGAGGCUGGUGCUCACGGUCGGGAGUGGAUUGGUCCAAGUGUUGCCACCUGGAUGCUGGAUACGUUGACGAAGGCGAUAUCUAGUAACGAUACGGAGUUGGAGAACGUCAAAUCCAUGGACUGGUAUGUGCUACCGGUCCUCAACCCGGACGGUUACGAAUACAGCCACGAGUACGAUCGAAUGUGGCGCAAGUCACGGUCCAAACAUCAAGAAACACAGAGUUCUGGAAUUCUGUCAACUGCACUCAACUGGCUUCAGCAGCAGAGUUCUCUCUCCGUGGACUCCGACCAGAGCUGCAUCGGAACGGACCUGAACCGCAACUGGGAUCAUCGCUGGAACCUGGAAGGUGCCUCGAAGUCCGCCUGCAGUGAGUACUACUCCGGGAACAGGGCCUUUUCCGAGCUGGAAACCCGAGCACUGAGUAAAUUCCUGCUGCAAGCUCGUCGCAAUAUCCAGAUUUACCUCUCUUUGCACUCAUAUGGUCAGACCAUCAGCUAUCCGGAUCAGAAGCGAUCGGAGGGAGCGGAUCGUUUCGGAGAUGUCCACGAGAUGGCAGCCGUUGCCGUGGAGACCCUCCGGGGUUCAGGAAGUCACGUUACCUAUCAGGUGGACAGCGAAGGGGAGAUGAGUUACCCGAGCUCAGGAACUUCGGUGGAGUUUGCGCGGUAUGAGGCUGGCAUCAAGUACAGCUAUUCAGUGGAUUUGCCCGAUACGGGAACCCAUGGUUUUCUGUUCCCUCCGUCCGGUAUUGAGAAUACGGCUAGGGAUACGUUCGAGUUAAUAAAAGGUAUGGUUGACUAUAUUUAG